Messenger RNA from Ochotona curzoniae (black-lipped pika), 1899 nucleotides. RefSeq names its product SET nuclear proto-oncogene (gene SET). Bases 199 to 1032 code for a protein of 277 amino acids. Gene Ontology annotation, biological process: nucleosome assembly. Gene Ontology annotation, molecular function: histone binding; chromatin binding. Lineage: Eukaryota; Metazoa; Chordata; Mammalia; Lagomorpha; Ochotonidae. The record is from RefSeq and is a predicted model, not a curated record. The transcript is spliced from 7 exons. Gene Ontology annotation, cellular component: nucleus; chromatin.
AGCGCGCAGCGCCCGGAGGAGGAGGAGGAGAGGCGGCCGGGACCGAGCGAGCGCCCGCGCGCGUGUCUGUGUGUGUGUGAGGGAGAGGAGAGCGAGCGCGCGUGUGGCGUGAGGGAGGAAGCCGCCCGCCCCCCUCGCCUUCCCUUCUCUUCCCCCCCUCCUCCCCGCUCCCCUCCCCGACCGCGGAGAGCCAGCACCAUGUCGGCGCCGGCGGCCAAAGUCAGUAAAAAAGAGCUCAACUCGAACCACGACGGGGCCGACGAGACCUCAGAAAAAGAACAACAAGAAGCAAUUGAACAUAUCGAUGAAGUACAGAAUGAAAUAGACAGACUUAAUGAACAAGCCAGCGAGGAGAUUUUAAAAGUAGAACAGAAGUAUAACAAACUCCGCCAACCGUUUUUUCAGAAGAGGUCAGAAUUGAUCGCCAAAAUCCCAAAUUUUUGGGUAACAACAUUUGUCAACCAUCCACAAGUGUCUGCACUGCUGGGGGAAGAGGAUGAGGAGGCACUGCAUUAUCUCACCAGAGUCGAAGUGACAGAGUUUGAAGAUAUUAAAUCAGGUUACAGAAUAGAUUUUUAUUUUGAUGAAAACCCUUACUUUGAAAAUAAAGUUCUCUCCAAAGAAUUCCAUCUGAACGAGAGUGGGGAUCCUUCCUCAAAGUCCACUGAGAUCAAAUGGAAAUCCGGAAAGGACUUGACGAAGCGGUCGAGUCAGACACAGAACAAAGCCAGCAGGAAGCGGCAGCACGAGGAGCCCGAGAGCUUCUUCACCUGGUUCACCGACCACUCGGACGCCGGCGCCGACGAGCUGGGCGAGGUCAUCAAGGACGACAUCUGGCCCAACCCGCUGCAGUACUACCUGGUUCCAGAUAUGGAUGAUGAGGAGGGGGAAGGAGAGGAAGAUGAUGACGAUGACGAAGAAGAAGAAGGAUUGGAAGACAUCGACGAGGAAGGCGAUGAGGAUGAGGGCGAGGAAGAUGAUGAUGAUGAUGAAGGGGAAGAAGGAGAGGAGGAUGAAGGCGAAGAUGACUGAAACACUGAUGGAUUCCAACCUUUUCUGUGUGUCUUUUUUUUUUUUUUUUUAAAUUUCUCCAGUCCCUGGGAGCAAGUUGCUGUCUUAUUUUUUCCCUCUUGUGCUCGCUCAGUCUCCCUGUUUUUGAGGUCUCUUUUCUCUACUCCGUGGUUAUCACCUUUAUUGUGGGUUAAUACCUGAUGCAGAAUACAGUGGGAAAAGAAUCUCUUGCCCCUUUCUGUUCCAAAUUUCAUUUUCACCCCCUCUUGUCUCCACAAACUGUUUGGAAUCAACACCACCGUUCUCUGUGGGAAAAUCGAACCUCCUGCUCCCCGGGCUCGGCCGGGAGCUGGCGGCUGCUGGCCCCUGUGUAGUCGUGCAUAGAAUUCUAGCUUUUCCCUCCUUUCUGUAUAUCGGGCUCAGAGAUUACACUGUGUCUCUAUGUGAAUAUGGACAGCAUUUACCAACAUGUACCUGUCUACUUUCUCUUGUUUAAAAAAAGAAAAAAAACUUAAAAAAAUGGGGUUCUAGAAGGUCAGCGAAGGGUGGGUUUGAGAUGUUUGGGUGGGUUCCGUGGGCAUUCUGACAACACGGCUUCUCCCUUGGCAUGUUUCAUUGUCAUGUUUAACAGACAUCCUUGCAGUCUAAGGUGACACUUUAAAAAAAAAUAAACUUCUCUCCUAAUGAUGACUGAGCCCGGCCACUCGAUGGGAGAAUCGGCAGAACCUGUAGGAUCUUAUUUGGAAUUGACAUUCUCUAUUGUAAUUUUGUUCCUGUUUAUUUUUAAAUUUUCUUUUUGUUCCACUGGAAAAGAAAAGACGCUCAGUUUUAAACCGUUAAAAAGUGUACAAGUUGCUUUGUUACAAUAAAACUAAAUGUGUACACGAA